UAUAGUCCGCCCCCCACCAAGGACUGAGGGACAGUGGACUGGCCCCUGCUGAAAAAGUUUGCUGACCCCUGAGUAUUCAAAACAGGGAUCCUCCUUAGUGACACCUGUGUAAUCUUACGUUGCACUUGGUUGAUUUUACAGGAGAGGAGUGUGGUUUAUGAUAGCUGUAUAGAUAGGGUUCUGACCUCAUGUGACCACACUUAAUCUUUUUUAAAACCACCAUGCUUGUGUGAAUUUACCCCCAAUAAGUAUAGUACUUGUUAACAUGGUUGCAUUGGAUCUGAUGUCCUUUCCUCCAUAUGGUUAUCUGACCCACAGCAUACUUUGAAUUUGGAGGUUGCUUAUUAAGAACAUCUAAUGUCUUAAUUUGUAAAUACCCAAAUUAAAGGAUUUAAAAACCAAAGGAAAAGCCAUUUAGGUUUUUCAGAAGAAAACAGCCGAAGAAAAAGGAAAACGGUAGCCUCAGGGAAAGUGGAAAGGAAACACUUUCACAAAUAUAUUAAGCAGACACUGGGAUUCUUAUGAAAACGUCAAUUGCAUUAAUAAGUAAAAAUGAAAAAGGUCACUUAAAUUGCCGGGCUAAUGAGCUAUUAUUUUGCAUGCUUUUGCUCAUAAUUAUAGUCGGCUUGACUGAGUUGAAGGAUUCACUUUAGUAACUAAAGACGAGUUAUGCAGAAACCGUUUUUAGUGUGUAUGUAGUUUGAGAAACUACAUGUUGUGUGUGCAUAUUUUAUUCAAGGUACUACACCAUUACUGUAAAUAAACCCUUAGGAAUAUGAUUGUCCUGGGCUACCUCUAAGAGAAGAAUUAGUGCCAUCAAAGCAAAAGUGGUUUGGUAAUAUCCAUGUUUUGCAGCCUGUACUCUUCUACUAAAUAGGUAUUUCAGAAUCCUUCUAAAUCAGUGCAAGUGGGGGGGGGUGGGCUUGAUAGUUCCACCACCUUCAGAAGUUCCAGGGUGGCAGUGGUCUGGAAGAGGGCAUUCUCCAUGUGAUUCUCGCUAUGCUGUAGAAUUCCAUCCCCACAGGUGCACUGGGCACUUUCAUUAUAUAGAUUUUGUCAUAAGCUGAAGAUGCACCGGUUAGGCAGCUGGAAUGGUUCCGAUAAUUAGAUGUGCAUGACAGAAAUCUGAACAUCUGAAACAGCCCCUAGAGAAAGGUAGCCUUAAGUAAAACAGAAAAGGAAUUGUUUAGAAAGGGCAUUAUGGAAUAGAACAAGAACUAGUGGGACAAAAUUAUUUUUUAUAAUUCUCAGCCCUAAGCAUGUUUACAGUUACAUCCUGCUGACUUCAUUGGAGCUUAUUUGCAGUAAGGACUGUGGCUGUUGCCUGCUUAUGAGAACAAUCUCUGAAGCCUGUGGGAUUUGAACAUAGCUUCCCAGGGGAUGCUGUUGAGAGUCUGUCAACAAGGGCAUUCGAAAGAUACAAAGCUUUGGAUUAUGGGCUGUAAUGGUAAUAGCCAGGAGUUGGCACCUUUGCCACUAGGAUAUCCUUCUCAGUCUAAUAGUCUUGGUCAUUCUUCAUUCUUUUUUCCAAUGCUUUUUCCAUGAGUCAAACAAAUGUCAACCUUCCGGUCCACCUCCACCAGAACCCUACCGAUCACCCUUCCAGUUCUGGAGUCAUUGGCCUUGGACAGAAACAACCCCACUGGAGCCAGGAGAAAGAAAUCUUAUCACCUUUUAAUUUACUGGGCUGACUCAGUGCCAGAGCAGCAGUUAGAGGCAUUAGAGCAGAGACACGACUGCUGUGUCAGAGCAUGAGCAGAACCAGGGUAUCUGGUUACGCAUCCCCCCCCACAGUGAGCCUUUAGCUGGAGCACUCGCAACUUCAGUUUUGUCCCAUUCCAUGAUCCUGCAACCGGGAAGCAGAAGGGAAGGCACCUCCCCCGGGAUGCCCAGUUUCCCCAUUUGCAAACACUGGAUAUGACUGGGGACAACCGUCCAAAAAGGACAUUACGGUAUCAGCAGACACUGCUCUAUGGCCAGUACACAGACAACCUCUGCAGUCUUUCCCGGAAGGAAGAAGAUGAACUCCUGGGGGAGAAGAGGCCCCAACGCAAUGGCCAGGGGCCCCUGAAGCGAGUCAGCCAGGCCGAAGUGAAAGCAGAACGCUACUCCAAGUGCCAUGCCUGCGCUAAAAGAAUCCAGAACUAUGUUACCAAGAAGAUGGGAGAAGACUGGAUCUUCUUGGUCCUCCUGGGCCUUGUCAUGGCACUGGUGAGCUGGGGGGUGGAUUACUCCAGUGCCAAGAGCCUGCAAGCUUACAAGUGGAUGUACAACUCGCUGCACCCGAGUAUCCCUAUGCAGUACCUGGCCUGGGUGACCUAUCCGCUCGUCCUGAUCCUCUUUGCUGCCCUCUUCUGCCAACUUGUCUCUCCACAGGCUGUGGGCUCCGGGAUCCCUGAGCUGAAAACCAUUAUGCGGGGAGUCGUCCUCAAGGAAUACCUCACACCCAAAGCUUUUGUGGCCAAAGUUGUAAGCCUGACAGCUGGCCUAGGAAGUGGGAUACCUGUCGGGAAAGAGGGCCCCUUUGUGCAUAUUGCCAGCAUCUGUGCUGCUGUCCUGAGCAAGUUCAUGUCCAUCUUUUGCGGUGUGUAUGAGCAGCCAUAUUAUUACACAGAUGUCCUGACUGUGGGAUGUGCAGUAGGGGUUGGCUGCUGUUUCGGGACACCACUAGGAGGUGUGCUCUUCAGCAUCGAAGUAACUUCCACCUACUUUGCAGUUCGUAACUACUGGCGUGGAUUUUUUGCGGCUACGUUCAGUGCCUUUGUUUUCCGAGUCUUUGCUGUCUGGAACAAAGACGCAGUCACCAUCACAGCACUCUUCAGAACCAACUUCCGCAUGGAUUUCCCCUUUGACCUGCAGGAGCUGCCAGCUUUUGCCGUAAUAGGGAUCUGCUCUGGGUUCCUUGGAGCGUUUUUUGUUUACUUCAACCGGCAGGUGGUUUUGUGUGUACGUCGACAUACGGCUCUAAGUCAAUUCCUAACCAAAUACCGCCUUAUAUAUCCAGGGGUUAUAACCUUUGUGAUAGCGUCCUUGACAUUCCCCCCAGGCUUCGGGCAGUUUAUGGCCGGAGAGCUGAUGCCCAGAGAAGCCAUUAGCAGCCUCUUUGAUAACUUCACCUGGGUAAAGCAUACAGGGGACCCCCAGAUUCUGGGGAGAUCUGCCGUCUGGAUCCAUCCCAAAGUCAGUGUGUUUGUCAUCAUUCUUCUCUUCUUCGUCAUGAAGUUCUGGAUGUCUGUCGUUGCCACUACCAUGCCGAUACCUUGCGGAGGCUUCAUGCCUGUGUUUGUGCUGGGGGCUGCCUUUGGACGCCUGGUUGGUGAAAUCAUGGCCUGGUUUUUCCCUGAUGGGAUUGUCUUCGAUGACAUUGUUUACAAAAUCUUACCUGGAGGUUAUGCCGUGAUUGGAGCCGCCGCUUUGACUGGUGCAGUGAGCCACACGGUGUCCACAGCAGUGAUUUGCUUUGAGCUGACGGGUCAAAUCUCCCACAUCCUGCCCAUGAUGGUGGCCGUCAUCCUUGCCAACAUGGUGGCCCAGAGUUUGCAGCCAAGUCUCUACGACAGCAUCAUCCAAGUUAAGAAAUUGCCCUAUUUGCCAGACUUGGGAUGGAAUCAAAUAAGCAAAUACAAUAUCUUUGUGGAGGAUAUUAUGGUGUGCGAUGUGAAAUUCAUCUCCUCCAACUGCAAAUACCGGGACGUGCAGGAUGCUCUUGAGCACACCACUGUCAAGACCUUUCCUCUUGUGGAUUCACCAGAGUCCAUGAUCCUGCUGGGCUCUGUGGAGAGGCCAGAGCUCCAGGCCCUUCUGCUCAGACACCUCAGCACUGAGCGCCGUCUGCGCUUGGCCAGGGAAACACAGCAGCAGAAACUGGCCGAGACACCGUAUGACGGGCACAGGUGGAAGCACGAAUCGUUUGCUUUUGUGGAUGAGGAUGAGGAUGAAGAAGAGAAGCCUGAGGUAGUGAAGGAAAAGCUUCCACAACAGCCUGCUUUCAUCAGCAGUUUCUCAGAACCACCCAAUGGCCCAGUGGCUCCUCACAAGCCGUUGCCAGAGUCACCAACCCCUCAGGAAACUCCAGGACGGAGAUUCUGGCGCUUGAGGAGACUGAUGCGGUACCUCCUGUGCCUUUACCACCCUCCACAUCAGCAAGAGAUGGCUGAGCAGGAGUCCCCAGAGUUUGAAGACCCAAUGAAGCCAGAAGAGAUAGAAGCUUGGGAGCAGGAGGAGCUAGAGAAAAACGUGUGCUUCAACAGCUGCCGCAUAGACCCCUCGCCCUUUCAGCUGGUGGAGAGGACAUCCCUGCACAAAACACACACCUUGUUUUCAUUGCUGGGACUCAGCCAUGCCUAUGUAACCAGUAUGGGGAAGCUGAGAGGUGUGAUUGCCCUGGAAGAGCUCCAGAAAGCGAUUGAGGGCACCACAAGCUCUGGUGUUCGCCUUCGUCCUCCCCUGGCCAGCUUCCGUGACACUACCCAGACGGCGGGUGGCAAGGAGCAGGCCAAGUGGACUGCACAGAUGUGGAGCAAGCACGACAGUGAUGCAGCGGCGGCAGCGGCAGCGGCAGCUCCCAGCAGUACCGCAGUAGACUCAGGGACAGAGAGCCCGGUGGCCCCUGGCUCUCCCUUCCCGCCACCCUCUCCCGCCCCCAGUGGAGGGAAGGCGGUGGUGCGCUCUGCCUCAGUGGCUGAUAUGGAACUGGAGGAACUGGAGCUUUCUGGCCCAGCUGCUGAGAACAUCUCAGGCAUCCUGAAGGACCUCAACCUGCGCCCCACAGACGUGUCUGAGGAUGACGACGAUGACGUGCCACUAUAA
Messenger RNA from Podarcis muralis (Common wall lizard), 4809 nucleotides. NCBI's taxonomy places the organism in Eukaryota, Metazoa, Chordata, Lepidosauria, Squamata, Lacertidae. The record is from RefSeq and is a predicted model, not a curated record.